AUGAUUGCUGCUACCAUACCGAUAACAGUUUCGGUAUCCGCGCUGGCAUUCCACGCAGUCAAUCAUCAUGAUGCCAAUACAGGCGACACUCCCAUCUUCGACCGCCCCAGAAACACCUUCGAUAUCACGGCAGAGACACUCAGUGAACUGAUCGAGUCUAGAAGUCUAGAAACCUUCCACGCGUUAGGCGGUCUUGCCGGGUUGGAGAAAGGGCUGCGAACUGACCGAAAUAGUGGACUAAGUAUCGAUGAAUCAACCAUUGCAGACUCUGCCGAGACAACGGAAAUUGCGACAGGGCAACAGAAUGACCGGUACACGGACAGGACAAAGGCCUUCGGGAAUAAUCAUCUCCCAGUGAAGAAACAGCCGAGCAUUUUCCAGCUCAUGUGGAUGGCAUAUAAUGACCAUGUUCUGUUCUUUUUAACUGGGGCGGCAAUUGUCUCUUUGGCGCUCGGUUUAUACCAGGCACUCGCGACCGAGCACUCAGCCCGCAACCCGCCUGUUGAAUGGGUGGAAGGGGUCUCGAUCCUCGUCGCCAUCAUUGUCAUCGUUCUUGUCGGCGCCGCCAAUGAUUUUCAGAAGCAAAUCAAGUUUCAAAAAUUGAACAAGAAGAAGAUAGAUCGCAACGUGACGGUCGUUCGGUCCGGUCACGCUCGUGAAAUCCCGAUCUCUGACCUAGUUGUGGGAGAUAUUGUGCAUGUGGAGCCUGGGGAUGUAAUCCCAGCGGAUGGGGUUCUAAUCCAGGGAUACCAUAUCAGAUGUGAUGAGGCGUCCACUACCGGCGAAUCUGAUCUCCUACGUAAACACUCUGGAGAUGAAGUUAUCGAUGCGAUUCGAAGGAACAGUGAUACUCAAAGCUUAGACCCCUUCAUGAUAUCCGGGUCAAGCGUAGCUGAAGGGGUCGGGUCGUACUUGGUGAUAGCGACUGGCACCAAUUCCAGUUAUGGCAAGAUUCUUCUCACACUAAAUGACGACCCUGGUUUUACACCCUUGCAAACACGGCUCAAUGUAUUGGCGAAGUACAUCGCCAAUUUUGGUGGGCUUGCAGCCCUUGUGCUAUUUAUCAUUCUCUUUAUCAAAUUCCUCACCAGCCUUCCUCACAGUAGUCUAACACCCACAGAAAAGGGACAGCAGUUUCUGGAUCUUUUUAUCAUUUCACUGACUGUCGUGGUGAUCGCAGUCCCAGAGGGCCUUCCACUGACAGUGACCCUUGCACUGGCUUUUGCGACUACCAGGAUGCUCAAAGAUCAUAACUUAGUCCGCAUGUUGAGCGCCUGCGAAACCAUGGGAAAUGCAACAGACAUAUGCUCGGACAAGACCGGGACUUUGACCCAGAACAAGAUGACGGUCGUCGCUGGGAUGAUUGGCACUACUGGCAAGUUCAUUGAUCCACAACAGGCGGACAACGAUGCUACUGAUCCGUGCGCCAGCCCAACUGCCGUCGACUACACUCGGUGCCUUGCGCCUGACACAAGGUCACUUCUAAGGCAAUCCAUUUCACUCAACUCAACCGCAUUUGAAAGUAUCGAAGCAGGUAUCAAGUCAUAUGUGGGGUCUAAAACAGAAGCUGCCCUCUUAGCAUUCGCUCGAGAUCAUCUAGGAAUGAGCCAACUUGAUGUUGAGCGCUCAAAUGCGAAGGUUGUCGAAGUUUUCCCUUUCGAAAAUGCUCGUCAAUGUAUGGUCACAGUUGCUCAACUGGAAAACGGCAGGUAUCGUGCGUAUGUGAAAGGGGCUCCGGAAGUGCUUCUCGACAAGUGCACCGAAGCAGUCGAGGACCCAAGCAAGGGGCUCUCCGCAAGACCGAUCAACGCAGACAUGGCCCAGGGCCUACGCCAGAUAAUCGCUGACUAUGCCGGCCGGUCUUUGAGAACAAUUAUCGUGUUGUUUCGUGACUUUGACAAUCUUACUUUCCUCAGCAUCAUGGGUAUCCGAGACCCACUCCGAAACGGUGCUCGAGACGCCGUGCAGUCUUGCCAUAAAGCUGGUGUGACCGUUCGUAUCGUGACAGGUGAUAACCUAUUGACAGCGAAAGCCAUUGCCGAAGAAUGUGGUAUUAUCACAAACCCAAAUGAUCUUGCUAUGGAAGGCCGAGAGUUUCGUCAGCUUGGCGACUCACAACAGCUAGAGGUCAUUCCACGUCUCAGAGUUCUAGCGAGAUCUAGCCCAGAAGACAAAAGAACAUUGGUUCGUAGAUUGAAAGAAAUGGGAAGCACUGUUGCUGUCACUGGCGAUGGAACAAAUGAUGCCCCUGCUCUGACUGCAGCUGAUGUUGGAUUUUCCAUGGGCAUCUCUGGAACUGAAGUCGCGCGCGAAGCCUCGUCAAUUGUCCUCAUGGAUGACAACUUCAGCUCGAUUGUGAGAGCAAUCAUGUGGGGUCGAGCUGUCUCAGAUGCCGUCAAGAAAUUUCUGCAGGUAAAAUCGGAAACACAAUCUCUCCAUUAUGCGCAACUGGGAUGCUAA
Aspergillus oryzae RIB40 is the source of this 2460-nucleotide messenger RNA. RefSeq lists its product as uncharacterized. Gene Ontology annotation, cellular component: membrane; intracellular membrane-bounded organelle. Gene Ontology annotation, molecular function: ATP binding; P-type calcium transporter activity; ATP hydrolysis activity. The transcript is spliced from 3 exons. The record is from RefSeq and is a predicted model, not a curated record. Gene Ontology annotation, biological process: intracellular calcium ion homeostasis. Bases 1 to 2460 code for a protein of 819 amino acids. Lineage: Eukaryota; Fungi; Ascomycota; Eurotiomycetes; Eurotiales; Aspergillaceae.